AUGGACAGUGAUAGCGACCUGGAAGUACUUACACCUCCAGAAAUAAGGGAGACAGAGAAACAGACAAUAGACACACAGAGACUAACAGAGACAGACAAAGACAUACAGAUACAUACAGAUACAUACAGAUACAGACAGAGACAGACAGAUACAGACAGAGACAGACAGAGACAGACAGAGACAGACAGAGACAGACAGAGACAGACAGAGACAGACAGAGACAGACAGAGACAGACAGAGACAGACAGAGACAGACAGAGACAGACAGAGACAGACAGAGACAGACAGAGACAGACAGAGACAGACAGAGACAGACAGAGACAGACAGAGACAGACAGAGACAGACAGAGACAGACAGAGACAGACAGAGACAGACAGAGACAGACAGAGACAGACAGAGACAGACAGAGACAGACAGAGACAGACAGAGACAGACAGAGACAGACAGAGACAGCCAGAGACAGACAGAGACAGACAGAGACAGACAGCUACACACAGAGACAUACAGAGACACUAGACAGACAGAAACAUAAAGAGGUAGACAGAGAAAUAAAGAGGGAUACACAGAGAAAGUCAGAUGAAGAAGUACCCUUCGAAAUAGAGGAACCGGAACCGGUUUUGAAGAACAUAGAAUAUCAGGAUGAAAGCAACUCAACCAAUGUAGAAACAGCGGUAGAUGAAGAGAUCGUGGGGAAUGCAGACACAACUGUGAAUGCAGAAAUUGCAGAAAACGCCACAGAAACCACAAGCGAUGCAGAACCUUCACUUAGAGUUUCUUAUACUGGAAAUCAGCUAUGGAAAACUUUCGUCGGCAGUACAGAAGAGUUGAGAGUUAUAUCUAACUUAAAAAGAGAAAAAGAUAUUUCUACGUGGGGUGGAAACCAUUCUUGCGUCGAUAUUUUAGUAAAGCCAGAAUCCUUAGAAAAAGUGAGCAACGCUCUAUCCAAAGGCAACAUCAAAUACGAAAUAGUCAUCAAGGAUUUACAAAAAGCUAUUGACGAAGAAAAUCCACCUGUCAAUGAAGAAACAAACGACAGGAAAGGCUAUCGUUUAACAUGGAAAGCCUAUCAUGGAUGGACGGAUAUCCACAGUUACCUGGACUAUGUAGCCGAAACUUAUCCAGAUUUGUGCACCUUAAGAACUAUAGGACAAUCGGUAGAAGGGAAACCAAUCAAGGUACUGAAAAUCUCCAAUGGCAAACCGUCCAAUAAGGCCGUAUGGAUAGACGGAGGCAUCCACGCUCGCGAAUGGAUCAGUCCCGCCACAGCCACCUAUCUCAUCAACCAUCUGGUAUCAAACUUGGAAAACGAGCCCCCGUACAUGAGGGAGAUCGAUUGGUACUUCGCCCCUUUGCUCAACCCUGAUGGGUACGAGUACUCGCACAAGGUGGACAGGCUGUGGCGGAAGAAUAGGGGCGGUGGAGGAUUAGGAAAUUGUAGGGGAACGGACCUCAACAGGAACUUCGGGUAA
Molecule: messenger RNA, 1470 nt
Organism: Phaedon cochleariae (mustard beetle)
Lineage: Eukaryota; Metazoa; Arthropoda; Insecta; Coleoptera; Chrysomelidae
Source: the annotation of a GenBank genome assembly